UCGACUCCUGAAUCAUUUCCUUUGAGCAUGCGCACAAGACAAAGUCACGUCACCCGUAUUCGCGCGGAGCGGAUCUGAAAAGUGUCUUGUGCUCAAGGCAGCAGGAGUUGUCCACAUGUGGAUGAAAGGAAAACACGAAGUUGGACCUGAAUUUCAGCUGAACAGCUAACGAUGAAGAAAGAAAUAGCAGCGGUGGUAUUUUUUCUGAAGCGAUUGAUAAAGAAGGCUGAGAAGUUGGAUGCAGAAAAGGUGGACCUGUUUGUGGAGCGGUUAACAGUAGCAUUGCAGGAGAAGUACAAGGGUCAUUGGUAUCCAGACAACCCCAGCAAGGGCCAAGCAUUCAGGUGCAUCAGAGUGAAUCGCCUUCAUAAAGAGGAUGCUGAAUUGCUCAGAGCGUGUGCUGAGAGUGGAGUGCAGUACAAGGACCUCGGUCUGCCUAAGGAGCUCACACUGUGGGUCGACCCCGGAGAGGUGUGCUGUAGGUAUGGCGAGAGGAAUCAUGGUUUCACUGUAGCCACCUUCUCAAGUGAUGACGAUGAUGAUAAAGAGGAUGUGACAAAGAAAGUGACGAGUGCUGUGGAGAGGGUCACGUCAGAUUACCACUCCGGAUCCUCCUCAGAUGAGGACACCAGCUGUAGAGAGGCCCAGUACACCCCACCUCUCCACAACCACACUCCAUACCAGCUUGUAUAUGCCAGUGCCCCAGUAUGGAAUCCUGUACCAAGGAAGAAGUUCAUCCCCGGGAAAGGGCAUUACCCUCAGCGGCCACACUACAUGAUGCGCCCCCCUUGCAGACCCAACCAUUCCUUUAAACCGCACAGCUGGGUCCAGCAGGGGUACCGCAGCAAACAUGGCUACUGGGGCAGCACUUCAAACCUAGUACACCAGCUUCAGUGACCACUGUUACUACAGCAUGAAAGUUCAUUGGUGUCAAUGUGAGGGGUGUUCCAUUGGAAAGUGUUUUUUGAAGUUACCACUAAGAUGACUGACCAAAUUUUUUAAAAUGUAUUUUUGUAGUUCUGCUUUUUUGAAUUUGUGACUGGUCAAAUUUUUUUUAAAGAAUGAUAACAGUAACUGUUUGCACUUUAGAGUAUUUGUAAUAGAACAUGUAUAAGGUAAACUUCGUACGUAUUGGAUUAGUAGUAUUUCAAGCAUUUCCAAUUUUUAUGGUAAUGGAAAUGUGCUGUAUUUAUGUUAUAUGGGAUCAUUUGAUAACACUUUACAUCAUGUUUUUGUCAUAGUUUCAGUGACCCAAAUGUUUUAUUUAUUCACAGUAAAGUAUUAUGUAUUGCAUAGACCACUUAAAUUAUGGAUAACAUUAAAAAACAUUUUCAAGAAUAUGAAAUCUUUAUGAUUGAGGUUACUAGUGUGUUUGUAGUUUUGUUAGAAAAACACUAGGUGGCAGUACGACAUAUUUCACUCCUUUUCUUUAUAACUGCGCACUUUAAAUUAGGGCACAGCCAACAAUGUCUUGGUGUACAAUACUUUUAACUCGUUUUCUAAAUAGUAUAGAAUUGCAGUGCUCUUUUUAUAGUACAGUUUUAUUUAGCUCAUUCGCAAGCGGUUAUUUUGUGGCAUUUGGAAGUUUUAUAUGGACACAAGUAGUACAGAUGUGUUUCUUCACGAGUCAGUUCAGCAAGUUCACUAGCUUGCCACACCUUCCUCUGAGCAGAGCAAACUGUUCACAAACUCUGACCAAGUUUAAGAGGAAAUGACUACAAUUCAUGGCUAUCAAUCCCACCAUUACAGAUUCGAGAGGAAUUGCCUAACAAAUUCACUUCGCUUUUUUCAACACCCUUGUCUGUUAGACUAUUGUA
Molecule: messenger RNA, 1817 nt
Organism: Onychostoma macrolepis
Lineage: Eukaryota; Metazoa; Chordata; Actinopteri; Cypriniformes; Cyprinidae
Gene: btg3
Product: B-cell translocation gene 3
Exons: 5
Coding region: 172-897 (241 amino acids)
Biological process (GO): negative regulation of mitotic cell cycle; negative regulation of cell population proliferation
Cellular component (GO): nucleus; cytoplasm
Source: RefSeq, a predicted model, not a curated record